Molecule: messenger RNA, 6357 nt
Organism: Aspergillus ochraceoroseus IBT 24754
Lineage: Eukaryota; Fungi; Ascomycota; Eurotiomycetes; Eurotiales; Aspergillaceae
Exons: 8
Coding region: 1-6357 (2118 amino acids)
Biological process (GO): transmembrane transport
Molecular function (GO): transmembrane transporter activity; microtubule binding
Source: RefSeq, a predicted model, not a curated record
AUGCUGAUUCCACCCCAGCUCCGGCAGCUGGACCGCCGCCAGGACCCCGGCGACCCCAACAUCGGCGGCUGGCAACCGCGAGACUCGGAUAUUAAUACCAAUAAUGAUAACAACAGUACGAAUAGCGGUACUGGCCAAGGUAGUUCGGGUGCCGGUAAAAAUAAUGGCUUUAUUAUCGGCGGUGCCGUCGUUGUCUUCGUUGUAGCGCUUACGGUCAUGCUCUACUUCGUCCUGCGCGCCCUCCGUCGAAUGAAUUGUCGUCCGAAAUACAUCCCCGGGAAAUUUCUCAAGGAAAAAUGGCGCCGGUGGAACGUUGGCGCUUCGUACGGCCAGGUCCCAGAUGCGGCUUCAUCGAACCAGACGGCGAAUACCGCUCCCACCCAACGCACUGCCCGCGAAACUCAGAUGAAUUCGAAUGCCACCGUCCGUCGUGAUACUUCCAUCCGCUCAAUUAUCACCCUUCCCCCGUAUUCCUUUACCCCCAAGCCCGAAGAACAAGUGAUCGCCCGAGAAGGAGAACGAGAAGGAAUGGAUGUGGUGAUUGAAUUCCCUGAGACGGCGGAGGAAGAGGAGGCACGUCGGGAGGAGACUAUGGAAGGACUGUACCAGAUUCGGGUACAACGGCGGCAGGAGAUCGCCGAGCGGCAGGCUCGGCGCGAGGAGCGUCGUGUGGCCCGUGAACGUGGAGAUAUUAUCCGUUUAGAGCAACUCCGGACUGAAAGCAGAGCACGGGCACGAAGUCGCGCGUCUGCGAACGGGAGCAAUACGAAUGCUUCGGCUGCUGCCGCACUGGCGGAGCAUCAAAACCGAGGCCGUGACAGGCGGAUCUCGAGCGUCAGUUAUGCGGAAUUGGGCUAUGUGCGACACGAUGGGUCUCGUAUGCGAGCAAGCUCUCGCGACUCGGAUUCGCGGCCUCUCCUAAGCAACACCGAUGGAACGAGCACGGGCGGUCCUGACCGUUCCUCCGCAUUGAUAAGCGUACAUUCUAGGGGGGAAUCUUAUUCCUCCACCCUGUCCCUUGCGACGGGCGGCUCGGACGGAGAAAGCUUAACACCUGUUCAGUCUCACGCAACCUCUACGCAUUCAGUCGGCCGGUCCAAUGGGGAGCCGGAUGACGGCGAUAUGGGUUCCCAAGCCAUUCCUCCGCCACACUACGACCAUCUAGACUGGGGAGAUGCACCUCCUUAUGAAGCUACAGUCUCAACCCCCAACUCUAACAGCAGUGCACCUCAACUGCGUGAAUUGACGCCUAUCCCUAGCAUUCAGAUCGAUAUCGCUAGUCCGGUCAGCAAUACUCCCACAACCCCCACAAAUGCACAGCGGGAAGAGCACCCAGCGCACGAAUUACCUACGGAGCCUUCAUCCCAUUCGAAUACCAAGGAGAACUGUGCAUUAUCUUUUGACUUCUACUUUUCUUUCCCCUUUGCUCGCCCAUUUCUCGAAUCUUACGUGUCGUGCUCCCCCGACAUGUCGCGCGAACACACAGCCAACAGCUUCGCGUCUUUCGGGUCUGACUUCGAUAUCGAAAACGAAGCGAUUGCUUCCACCAGAGAAUUCGAAAACAGCCCUCGACUACCGGAUAUGAAAGGUGUUUCAAGAAAGCAACACGUCGAGCAGGAAGAUGAUGAGCCAGAUUACGUCUUUAACACCUCCACAUUCGAACAAUACCUCCCACACUUCUCGCCAGUAGGAACAUCGGAGGAAGAAGGAGACAAUGAUAUGGACGACGAUGAGAUUUCCAUUGAGGCAGGGCGUGGGCAGUCGAAACCGCCGCGUCGGUUAGAUGACUCGCGAAAUUCGUAUAUGAGCCUUGAGAACAGCGUCCGCUCCUCAUCUCCCGCCGUGAGACUUGAUUAUCCUACCUCAAAUACACCCCAGAAGUCAGCCAUGCGUAACCCAUCACGAAGGGCUGUGAGUGAGAAUCUCCGAAAAGACGCGCAGCUACGACACGCAAGCCUCGCACACAAGGAAAACAUGGACCCCAUCCUUUCCAAGCCUAGCCGCAAGGAACAGCGCCGGACUCUGUCCGAGCUCCAUGCCAAAGUCCGCGAUUCUUAUGAUGGUUCAUUGCUGGAAGACGAUCGACCGCCUGCCGUUGCCAGCAACAACGCGCGACCGACACGCUUUGGAAACGUGAAUCUGUCCCACCAAAUCGCCGAUGCUGUCGAAAGGGCAUCCCAGGAGGCAUAUGCGAAAGAGAUUCGCCGGACAAGGGCCCGUGCCGCUGCCAAUGCCACGGGUGAUACGGGUACGCAGCAGUCCUUUCUCCUUCCGGACCUCCCCAAUCUGUCCGACCUGGUUUCUGGUGUUUACGAGGAUGGAACCCCUGUGUAUACCCGCCAAACCAGAGCGAGGACGACACGGUUUGUCUCGCCUCCUGCUGAUGCUACCGAUGCUUCUGUCACGCGCGAACACGUUCCACUUGAGGCAAUCCCAAUUCCAGAAGAUGAAAAGGCCUUAUUUGUAUCAUUGCGGCUCCUCCAGGACAAGGUUUUAGAACUCGAGCGGGCUAAGGCAGAUGCUGAAAAGAAACUGGAAGACAUGCGUCAAGAAAAUUCUUUUUUGAAAGGAGGAAAAUCCCGCCCAAAGGAUAAAAACAACCGCAGCAACAAACAUUAUGACCUGGACCAAGACAACUACAAGAAGGAUGGUUUCUUGCACGAGAAUCAGAAACUGGAAGCAACGAACUUGGCCCUUCAGAACAAGGUAGAUCUUCUCGAGCGAAAGACAGAAAUCCAGGAAGCAGCAUUAAAGAAGCUUAGCAAGGAGCGUGAUAUGGCUGUCUCCCAACUUGGCGUGGCUUACCUUGAGUCUCAAGACCUCAAGAGCGAGAAUGAAAGUCUACGGGAGGAACUCGUGGAUCUAAAAGCGCAGUUUGCUAGACUUUUCCCGGCAGCUUCGAAGGAACGAGAAGAGACUCUCCAGUCGGGACAGGUCACUUCCAGUGAUGCUAGCACAGUAGACAGCCAGCUCGAUACACGGCAAAGCACCACCAAGGAAGUCACCACUAAAAGCACUCGCUCGAAAUCGAAGGCUAGCCGUCGGGAGGAUUCCAAGGCAAAGGUUUCCAACCAGGUUGAGAAAGAGAUUUCUCGGUUAGAGAAGGAACGUGCGGAGGAGGCAUUAUUCUCCAUUGAACUCCCGCGCCUAAGAGAAGCUGCAGCUACCAAGAAAGAUAAGAUUAGCAGCCGGUCACGAACUGUCAGCUCCCAAGCGAAGAAGCAGCCGAAUACCGGCAAGCAGCGUGUUAAGAGGGUUAUUGUCGAAGAAGUCGAAGUUACGCAGCCGGUUGAAUCCACUACGGAGGCCACUGGCAAUACUUGCAAGUCGUCUGCCACAGAGCAUGACCUAACCUUGCUAAGCUUUAUCGAUGAACGUGAGAUUGCGCAGCUGAGGAAGACUUUAGAAGAGGAACGGCUGGCACGGAAACGGCGUCAAUCGAACCCAACCAUUGACACCAGUGCCAAUGAGACGGACCACAUGACUCGUCAAAGUGCGCUGAAACCCGCGCCUCGAAAAUCGUCCUUGAAGGAGAGCAGGGGGCCAGUGUCUCGACCGGCAUCUGCAAUGGGUGACUUGACGGCAACCUCCAAGGUUACAGCCACCGAAGCGGAUAAUAGUACUGUGUCGGUUCCUGCCGACCGUCCAAGACGGCACUCGGACCAUUCUGUCACGUCUGUGGCUCAACGACGCCGGCGUAGGAUUGUCGAGGAGAUGACCUCUGCGUUUAUCCUUCCAGAUAUCACAUUACGGCACCCUGGUUUGCCAGACAAUCUGAACAAACUUCCCGAGACCACCCAGCGAGCACUCGACCGCGCAACACAGCAUAGCGGCAAGAACUGUACGGUCUGCAAACGUUCAAUUCCUGGGGACGCUUGUGAUCACACUCGGGAGUCCAUUAAGGUGCCCAAACCGGUCCCCGUUUCGGAGCGGAUGCCCGAGCCGUCUAUCUACAAUGAAGACCCUACGUUGCGCCCAGCCCAGCCACCAGCGGUUGCUCUGGCCACGGUUCUGAAGGCGCUGGAGGAUGAACUGGCGCACUUGAAAAUCCAGCUCGUUUCCUACCAAGGCGCGUACAAUAAGCUAGAUGCCUCGCUCAGUAAACGCCAGAGGAAAUCACUUGGGGAGAAGAUUGAGAGGUUAUUGAAGGAUAUCGACAUGAAAGCCGAUCAAAUCUAUGCGCUCUAUGAUGUCCUCGAAGGACAGAAGCACAGCGUGCAUGAGAUGACCGAGCAAGAGAUGGAAGUCACUCUUCAGUCGAUUGGCAUUGAUACUGGGGCCGGGAUGCUUGCUGACAUGACGGCCACGACACAUAAGUCCUCGCACAAGAAUGAUACCGACUACGAUGUGAAUGGGGAGGAGGAGGGGGAGGAGGAGGAGGAGGAGGAGGAGGAGCUUCCAUGGGAGGGAAUUGAGAGUACGAUGGAGUCUCUUUUGUUUAUUCACCACCGAUUAUCAUCUCCUACAGAGAUACCUCUAUUGAUGGGCUUCAGUCAACAGCAUGACCCCAACCUUCACCGCACACACGAUGUAGAUUCUAGACCCUGGCACAGCUCCUCCCCCAGCGCUAACCACCAUCACCACGACUAUGAUCCUGAUCGUGACGACGACAACGACGAUGACGCCAGGAGCGUCCAAACCGCCAUUCACGACCGCGACUCCUCCCCCCGAUUUAUCGGACGGCGCUUGUCCAUCUCCGAUGGCGAUAACGAUAGUGACAUCCAAAGCGACUACGACGACCCCGUCGAAGCGCUGAAUGAAAAACCGGUCACCUGGGCCUCUCUCCCCAAGAGAAGCCAGCUCAUAAUCCUGACUGUGGCUCGUCUAUCCGAGCCUCUAGCUCAAACCUCGCUUCAAGCGUACCUCUUCCACCAGCUUAGGUCCUUUGAUCCCUCACUCCCGGACUCCGAGAUUUCGACGCAGGCCGGUAUUCUGCAAGGGAGCUUUACUGCAGCGCAGUUCCUGACUGCAGUUCUGUGGGGUCGAUUGGCGGAUUCGGCGUGGAUGGGUCGCAAACGAGUACUUUUGAUCGGGUUGCUGGGGACUUGCAUUUCGAGUCUGGGAUUUGGGGUUUCAAAGUCUUUUGCUGCGGCUAUGGUGUUUCGUAUAUUAGGUGGGGUGUUGAAUAGUAACGUGGGAGUUAUGAGGACGAUGAUUUCGGAAAUCAUUGAGGAGAAGAAGUACCAAUCCCGCGCGUUUCUUCUCCUGCCCAUGUGCUUUAACAUUGGCGUGAUCAUCGGCCCCAUCAUUGGCGGAAUGUUAGCGAACCCGGUGAAGAAUUAUCCUCAUCUUUUUGGACCCGGGUCGAUCCUCGGUGGUAAGGACGGUGUGUGGUGGAUGCAGCAGUGGCCAUUCCUUCUUCCUAAUCUGAUUAGCGCACUGUUCAUCUUUACCUCGUGGAUGGCCGUGUUUCUAGGACUUGAUGAGACACAUGAAAUCGCACAGCACCGAAGCGACUGGGGACGCAACAUUGGACGCCGCCUCGUAAACUGUAUCCGCCGAAGACGGCGACAUCACCAUUAUCAACGCUUAGUGAAUCAGGACGAUAACCAAUCCCUAUACCUCGGGGAGAGUGUGGGCGGCGGAUCUGCCCCCUCUAGUCCGACUCGCACACGAUUCCACCAACCCUCGCAGAAACGCCUAGGCUUUCGACAAAUCUGGACCUCAAAUGUUCUCUUGACCCUCCUGGUUCAGUUUCUUCUAGCAUUCCACACGAGCGCCUUUAACUCCAUGACCUUCAUAUUUCUACCCACCCCCAGAGCCCCGGAAGGGAGCCAUCAGGGGUUCUUCCGCUUUAGCGGUGGCCUUGGCCUGCCUUCUUCUCGAGUCGGUCUAGCGACAGCGAUCAUUGGAUUCAUCGGACUGCCACUUCAAAUCUUUGUGUACCCCAAGAUACAGUCACACCUGGGAACUUUGGCGUCCUUCCGCACAUUCUUACCGUUCUCCCCUAUUGCAUACGCCUUAAUGCCGUUCCUUGUGUUGAUUCCGAACCACCCAUGGCUUGUCUGGCCCGCGUUCACGGCAGUCGUUGGGCUCCAGGUCAUCUCCCGCACGUUCGCCUUACCUGCCGCCGUCAUUUUGGUUAACAAUUGCGUAACUGAUCCUUCCAUCCUGGGAACUAUCCACGGGGUAGCCCAGAGCAUCUCAAGCGGAGCACGAACCCUCGGGCCCUUCAUCGGAGGCUGGGGCUUGGGCCUGGGGCUGGAGUACAACCUCAUUGGUGGGAUCUGGUGGGCUUUGGCGCUGGAAGCGUUGGUGGGUUGGUUCCUUCUAGGAACGAUAUACGAGGGUCGGGGUAUUGAGAGACGAAAGAAGGAUCUCGAGGAGGAUGUGGAAGAGCCCCAGGAGGGCCGUUGA